GGUAUCCUCUCCCACCUCGCACACUCGCCGCCGCCUUCCGCCGUCGGCCUCGUCCCGUCCUUGCCACGGCCUCCAGCGGCGAGAUCCAGCCGGGAGCGGGCAGUUCCUCGCAGGCACCGGAAGAUUCGCCCCCACCGCCGCCUCCCUCGUCUACCCAACGUUCAAGUCGAAGCACCGCGGGGGCGACCCGGGCGACCGGGAUCCGGGGUCCCGCCCACCACCGUGGCAGGGACCCGGGCUCCCGGCGGACGCCGACUCCCGCCGCCCGGGUGCAGCGCGCUCGUGGCGAUCCCGCUAGUCUCCUGCGGCAGGUUUGGACUUCGGAGUCAGCGGUAUGGAGGGCUGCCGCGACGCCAAGAGGGGUGCCGCGGCUACGGCGGCGGACGACCUCCCCGACGACGCCGUCGUGGAGAUCCUCUCCCGCGUCCCCGUGAGGUCCAUCCACCGGUUCAAGUGCGUCUCGAAGCGCUGGCGCGACCUCAUUGCCGACCCCCUCCACCGGAAGCGGCUCCCCCAGACGCUCGAAGGAUUUUUCUGCAGCGACGGAGGCGGAUUCGGCUGGCGCUUCAUCAGCCUGCCGGGGAGAUCCGCGCCUCCCGUUGACCCUUCCUUCUCCUUCCUGACGAAGCUGCCCGGGAUCGAGAACAUCAAGCUCUUGGGUUCCUGCAAUGGGCUCCUCCUCUUUGAGCAUGGCCGGAAACCGGACACGGCACCGGCCUACGCCGUUUGCAACCCUGCCACUGGGGAAUGGGUGGCCGUGCCCAGCGCCGGCUGUCGCUCUCCUGAUCGCCUGGAAGAGCGCACCGAGUUGAUUUUUUAUCCGGCUGUAUCGCCACACUUCCACUUGGUCCAUAUCUGCCAUGAACAUGUUAAGCUUGAGGUGCGUGCCUACUCGUCCGAGACCAGGGUGUGGAGUGACAUGGUAAGCCAAAAGAGUGGAUGGCAGGAUGGUGGAUGGAAACAAUGGGUUAAUGGUGGAGCCAUGCUGAGAUCCACGUUCCGUGGUGCCUUUGUCAACGGCAUGCUGCAUUUAAUCACCUUCCGUUCUGAGUAUCCUUGGGAGAAUCAAAUAGUUGCGGUGGAUAUCAAAGGGAAGACGAGUAGCAUCAUUCCCUGGCCAGAUACGAGCAGUUGCCCACUUUUUGUUGGUCAAUCCCAAGGGCGCCUUCAUUGCGUGGGUAGACUUGAUGAAUGGGAAAGAAAGUGUUUAAAAUGGGCUGGCCUGUCCAUUUGGGUUCUUGAGGACUAUGAUACAGGAGGAUGGGUCCUCAAGCACAGGGUGAGCUUCUUGAAGCUGUUUGGACAAAUGAGUCGCUAUGUUUAUGAAAGAUAUGAGCUCGCCAUUCAUCCGGAUCGCAACAUGAUUUUCCUUACUGAAUUGAGCAACCAGAAGCUGAUGGUAUAUGACAUGGACAAUGAGAAUUUGGAUGCCUUCCACACUCUUGGACACAACUAUGGGUCUCUUAUUCCAUAUGUUCCCAAUUUCUUGAAUUUGGUGCUUACAAAUGAGCAUUGAAAUGUUGAUUUUGGAGUACACAUGGGCAUAUUCUUCAGGAAAUUGAUCCCAUGUAUGGAAAAUCUAGCAUGUAGCAUCCUUAGUAGCGAGUAAUAAUUACUAAAUGCGAGUUCUUGGUUGCUCAGUGCUUAUUUAUGCUGAACAAGCUAAUCUACCAUAUAUUGUAAGCAAUGCAUGUAUCAGAAAAGCUUAAAUAUAAAACUCUGUCAACUGUCAUAUUAAGACCGAAAGCUGCCCAAUUAUAUAGUUUCCAGACCCGGUUUGGCAGAGACGCAGAAGAUGAAUGUGUUACAGUUUUUAUAGAAAAUUUUUCUUUGUUGCAUCUAUCAGUAAUUGAGACAGUAAUAUUCAA
This is a messenger RNA of Panicum virgatum (switchgrass), 1868 nucleotides long. RefSeq names its product F-box only protein 8-like. Bases 335 to 1516 code for a protein of 393 amino acids. The transcript has 2 exons. Gene Ontology annotation, molecular function: protein binding. Lineage: Eukaryota; Viridiplantae; Streptophyta; Magnoliopsida; Poales; Poaceae. The record is from RefSeq and is a predicted model, not a curated record.